AUGGGCCACGCGAAUCCCCCGGUACCCGCCAGCGGGUUCCAGGCUCUCAUCCUCUGCGGUCCUGGAGAGUCUCUCAACACGAUCUCUUCCAACCCCGAAGAGAACCCCAAGGCUCUCAUUCCAAUUGCGUUGAAGCCAAUGAUCACCUGGGUGAUCGAGUGGUGUAAACGGGCAGGAAUUAACGACAUCACACUAGUCACACCACCCUCCGCUCUGGCACCACUGAAGGCCGCCCUACAGCAAAACCCUUACCUCACCUCACUCCCCUCGCCCUCACCCACCGUGAUAGCCCCGAAGGACCUCCAGAUGACGAUGGCAACGGCCGAACUACUCCGGUUGCCGGAAGUCCAGGACUGCAUCAAGACGAACUUCCUGCUCCUCCCCUGCGACCUUUUGUGCGACCUUCCCGGCGAACAUCUCCUAGAGGCCUGGAUGGUCUCAAUGGCUGAAGGCAGGAAUGGGGGCCUGUGCGUGUACUAUCCCGCCAAGGGCAUUGAGGACGAAGUCAAGAAAGAGCCGCGGGACUUUGUCGCCCUCACCCCACUUGAGCAGGACGAAGUGCCGGCCGUCUCGCGGUACAACCUGUCGAAGCUCGUCAUGUCCAUGCCAAUGGACACUCUCAAAGAACAGAUGGAAGAAGACAAGGGCUUCUUAGUCCGCCAUUCCCUGGUUGAAAAGCAUGCUUCAGUCAAAAUGCUGACAAGUUACCGCGACGCUCACCUGUAUAUCUUCCCCUUGUGGGUGAAACACCUCGCCCGGCACCAGGAGCGGUUCGAAUCCGUGAGUGAAGAUCUCAUUGGAUAUUGGGCGAAGGCGGAGUGGCAGCGUGGCCUGGGCGAGAAGCUUGGCAUCAAUAAGAUUGUGGGCACUCGGGAUGAGUCGCAAGAAGAGCAGGGAAGUAACGACGGCCACACGCUGGAGGAAGAGAUUGACCUCCGUGGUAUGACGACUACAAUCGCAUCAUCGGCCCAUGAUGCUUCGGAAAAAUCGAAUAAAAAGACCACACCCGAGGAAGUGCCUCCGAUACUAGCAUAUGUUACGAAGCCGUCCACGCAGUUUUGUCGACGAGUGGACUCUAGCGCGGUUCUUCUUGCCACCUCGCUUCGCCUUGCCAAGCUGGAGUGUGUUGAAGACGUUGGUCGUGCUGCUGCUUCGCCAUUCGCCCACCAGCGUAAGAUCGCCGAUCCAGAAGGCAUACAUCAGCGCUCACUUGUCACGAAAGCGGAUUGUCUGCUGGCGCCCAAUGUCACUGUUGAAGAAAAGUGUGUUAUUAAGGAGUGUGUUCUCGGCACGAAUGUGAAGAUCUGCAGUGGCGCUCGUCUAACGCGGUGUGUUAUCAUGGAUAACGCUGUGAUCGAGGCCAAGUGUGUUCUUAGUGGGUGUAUUGUGGGCCGGUAUGGCAAAAUCGGACCCAAUUCGGUCCUCAAGGACUGUGAGGUACAGGAUGGUGUCAUGGUCGAGGAAGAGACAGAUGCAAAGAACGAGCAGUUUAUGAGCUUCGAGGGCCUUGAUGAAGAUGACGAUGAUGGCAUGGAUGUUGAUGAAGACGAGGAUGAUAACGACCAAGCUUUCUAG
Messenger RNA from Aspergillus terreus NIH2624, 1575 nucleotides. RefSeq names its product translation initiation factor eIF2B subunit gamma. NCBI's taxonomy places the organism in Eukaryota, Fungi, Ascomycota, Eurotiomycetes, Eurotiales, Aspergillaceae. The transcript has 4 exons. Gene Ontology annotation, cellular component: guanyl-nucleotide exchange factor complex; eukaryotic translation initiation factor 2B complex. Bases 1 to 1575 code for a protein of 524 amino acids. Gene Ontology annotation, molecular function: translation initiation factor activity; guanyl-nucleotide exchange factor activity. The record is from RefSeq and is a predicted model, not a curated record. Gene Ontology annotation, biological process: cytoplasmic translational initiation.